AUGCUGCCCCUCUUCCUCCUGGCCGUGGCCCUGCCCCUGCCCCGUGUGGCUGCGGGGGGCAUCUCCUGCUAUGACGAUGCCGGGCAGCCCGUGGACUGGUUCCUGGCCUACAAGCUGCCCCGGCCCCAGCACAGCCCCCCGGCCGAGGGCAUGCGCUACAUGUACCAGGAUGCCCGCUCCGGCGGCUGGGUGUCCGGCCGCGCCCUCAUGAACAGCACCCAGAGUGCCGUGGGCAGGACCCUGCUGCAGCUCUACCAGGGGGCAAACAGGCGGAUGGAGGACACGGCCUACGUCCUGUACAACGACCAGCCCCCAAAGAACGUCACCUCCUCCACCAGCACCAGGGGGCACACCAAGGGCGUGGUCCUGCUGGACAGAGCCCAGGGCUUCUGGCUGCUGCACAGUACCCCCCACUACCCGCCCCCUGCGCCGGAGACCUACGCCUGGCCCCACAGCGGCCUGCACAACGGCCAGUCCUUCCUGUGCGUCACCUUCCCCUACGCCCAGUUCAAGGAGAUUGGCACCCAGCUGAGGUUCUCCGACCCCGAGGUGUUCGACGCCCGGGUGCAGGGGGCCUUCGCCCAGGACCUGCCCGACCUGCGCCUGGCCUCCGAGAUGAAGCACGUGCAGGAGCCCCCCUGGAACCGCAGCGUGGCCCUGACCUCACUGGGGGGGCGCCGCUUCCUGAGCCUGGCCAAGUUCCGGCUCUUCCACGACGAUCUCUACUCCGGCUGGCUGGCCCAGGCGCUCUCCAGCGACCUCUACGUCCAGUUCUGGCCCAACUCGCGGGGGGUCCUGCCCUCCAACUGCUCGGGGCCCUACCGGGUGUAUAACAUCGAGGAGUUGGGCUUCCCGGCCCCGGGGCCCGACUUCUCGGCCACCGUUGACCACUCCAAGUGGUGCGUGAGCACCGAGAGCGUGCCCGGCUGGGCCUGCGUGGGUGACAUGAACCGCAACCUGGAGGAGGAGCAGCGGGGUGGGGGCACCCUGUGCCAGCAGGACCCAGCCGUCUGGAAAUCGUAUUACGCCCUGGUGCAGGACUAUAGCAAGUGCAAGGAGGGGAGUGGGGGCUAG
Emys orbicularis (European pond turtle) is the source of this 1074-nucleotide messenger RNA. RefSeq names its product deoxyribonuclease 2, lysosomal (gene DNASE2). The coding region runs from base 1 to 1074 and encodes 357 amino acids. Lineage: Eukaryota; Metazoa; Chordata; Testudines; Emydidae. The record is from RefSeq and is a predicted model, not a curated record. Gene Ontology annotation, biological process: apoptotic DNA fragmentation. The transcript has 6 exons. Gene Ontology annotation, molecular function: deoxyribonuclease II activity.